GGCGCAGGCGCAGCGGCGUCGCCUUUCCGGUCCCCGGUUGUUGUUCUAGCGAAGCAGGGGAAGCCGCCGGUCGCUGCGCCGCUGCAGCAGCUGCUUCAAAAUGUCCGAAAUUUCCAGCGACAGCGACUCGUCGUGUGGCUGGACGGUCAUCAACCACGAGGGCUCUGACGUUGAAGCAGCAGCACCAGACUCUGAUAGCAUAAGUGGCCACGAGGAACUGGCUUCAGAGGAAUUUCUGUCUCCAACACAAGAGGAAGAGCAGCAGCGGCAGGCUGCCACUUUGCAAGUUGACUUCGGCCAGGGUGAUGGGGCACCAGGGAGCGCUACAAGCCAGCCCCCCAUGGAGCCUAGCAAGCUGGUUCCUGGGGGUGAAAAAGAAAAAUUGCUGGAUGAGACUUCCUGUGUGGGAGCAGUAAGUGAUGAUUCAGAUAUUGUGACUCUGGAGGUGCCAAAGGUGGAAGAAGUUGGAAGCCAGGAAGAAGCUGCCUCAGGAGAGGAGGAAGGUCAGGCCUUGGAAAAUUUCAACAUGGGUUCCUCUUCCAGCAGCCAGUAUACCUUUUGCCAGCCAGAAACAGUUUUUCCACUGCAGCCAAGUGGAGAGGAAUCCAGCAGUGAUGAAACCAGCCAUGGCUCCAGCCCUGCCCUGAGGCGCCGGAGGGCAAAGAAGAGGCUUCUCUCCAGCUCAGAGUCUGAGGAAGGCCUGCCACCUCAUGACCCGGAAGUUAAGCAGCCCAAGCACCUGCUGAGCAGUGGCCUGAACCGAUGCAUUAUCCUCGCCUUGGUGAUUGCGGUCAGCAUGGGCUUUGGACAUUUCUAUGAUAAAAAAGAAAAUUUUAUGUUUCAAGGUACAGUUCAGAUCCAAAAACGACAGGAACUAGUGGAGAAGAUUCACGAAGACAAACUGAAUGAUAUGAAGGGGGAUCUUUUGCAGUGCCAACAAGGCAGUAAAACACCAUGUGGGUCGCUGAAGGAGGGCCUUGCAAAGUGCUGGCUUGCAAUGCAGAUGGAAAAGAAAUCUUUCGAAUCUCAAAAACAUCACCUUGCUUCAGAAAACCAGCAUUUGAGAGAAUCUUUACAGAGAGAGGAAAAAGCCUUGGCACUGCUACAGGAAGAGCUGAGGAAGCUGAGGGAACAAGUAAGACACUUGGAGAGCAAAGACCCUGGCCCAGAGUCACUGGUUGUGACUGAAAACCAAAGACUCAAAGCGCAUUUGGAGGAGGAAAAAUACAGAAUGCAGAGCUUUGUGAAACAAAAGGAGACCCUACUGGCUGAAGCUCAGAUGCUGAGAAGAGAGCUCGAUAAAGAACGUCAAGAGACCAUAGCACUUCGGGAAACUUUGGAAAAGCUGGGCUCUCAGCAUGUGCCGCUGGUGGCAGAGUCCGGUUCGCACAAGAGCCAAGAGAUAGAAACCCUGCGAGGAAUGUUGACUGAACUGGAGAAGAAGCUCAGCUUUGAACAGCAGCGGUCAGAUUUGUGGGAGAAGCUGUACAUUGAAGUUAAAGAUCAUGCAGAGAAGCAAGAGAGAGCAGAAAAAGCCCAGAAACCGGCAGGGAAAGGAGGAAGCCAAAGUAAAGCCAAGCCAAAAGGAACUUUUUUUGGUUCUGUAAAAGAAACUUUUGAUGCAAUGAAGAAUUCUACCAAGGAAUUUGUACGCCACCAUAAAGAGAAAAUCAAGCAGGCCAAAGAAGCCGUGAAAGAGAACCUGAGAAAAUUCUCAGAUUCUGUAAAGUCCACUUUUAGACAUUUUAAGGAUACAACAAAAAAUAUCUUUGAUGGAAGAGAGAAGAAAAGGUAUGGCGACAGAAGACAUGAGACUAACAGAAAAGGGAGGACCAUGCAUCAGACGGACAGUUCUCGUGAAGGUCCUGCAAAGCCGGCCCAGCACCGGGAGCCAGGAAGCCAAAGGCAGUUUGGCCACAGGAGACCUCGGGCAGAAGACACCAAGCCCCUCUCGCCAUUAUCCACAGACGCUGCUUCCGGACAGUGUCCCAAGGGCCCCACAGGUAGCCCAAAGCAUCACACCGUCCUAAAAGGCUGUUCUGGCAUUUUUGAUUGUGCCCACCAAGAAUUUAUUAGCCUCUUCAACGAAGUCCUGGAUCCUAUUAGGGCUGAUGAAUUUAAUCAAUUAAUGCACAAAUAUUUGCAGCAAGAAGUAAAGAACUUUCAUCAUUGGCAAGAACUGGAAAUUUUCAUCAGCAACUUUUUCUGCAACGGUGUCUUUAUUCAUGACCAGAUGCUGUUCUCAGACUUUGUCAACGAUGUCAAAAACUAUCUUGAAGACAUGGAAGAAUACCAGAGAGCCAGUGACAGAGCCUUCGAAAGCCUGGACAAGUAUAUAUACCAGUACUACUUUCAUCAUUAUAACCAGAUACCUCCGUGUGGAUCCAGCCCUCAGCAGGAAAGACACCUUCCAAAGCACCAGCAGCGUUCUAAGAGGGAAAGCCGAUGGCAAAAGCAGGGCCGCAGCAAUGGGAGGCACACGGCAAACCUGGAGAUUGAAGUGGGGCGGCUCCCUUUUGACACUAAGUACUGAAGGGGUGUGGGAGCCCUGCAGGCUGGCAAAAACCCUCCGUGAUUGGCCCCCCUGACAGCUUUCACCAGGGCCCAAAGAUCCACUGGCUUCGUCUCCAUCCUUCUUCCUGCCUUGCAGUCUUCUUGGGAAGCAUUAAUUGGGCUGCUUUCUACUAUUACAAUAAAUCAACAGGGUAAGCAGUAGCUUUAGACAAGUUGUAAAAUAAGCUUUUUUUUGCACAUGUUGGUACUUGGUUCUACUAAAAGAUAUGGUACAGAUUUCAUCUCAUGCUCCAGAAGCACAUCUUGAUAGCUGUUUAAUUACUCUGAUCACGAUGGGAUUUGUUCUGAUCAUCUUUCUUUUAAAUU
Molecule: messenger RNA, 2880 nt
Organism: Notechis scutatus (mainland tiger snake)
Lineage: Eukaryota; Metazoa; Chordata; Lepidosauria; Squamata; Elapidae
Source: RefSeq, a predicted model, not a curated record